GGCUCUUAUCGAAGAACGUUAUGAAGCAGUCAUCAUCUGUGGCAGUCUCACCUGGCCGGCUCCAUGGCAAAACAAGACUUAUUUAUGUAUUUGAAUUUAUUUUCUGUCGUUUUUCUGCAGCUCUCUUUGUCCUUUGAUCAAGUGUCUGCGGUUGUGGAAAAAAGUUUAGCGGGGCCCACAUCCCAAGAUAUCAGGGUUCAAAACAAUGGAUUGGCUGCCCAGAGCCACAGUGCUGCUUCCGAUGGGGAGAGUUCUUCGCUUAUAGCGGAGGACCCUCUCAGGAGAGUCCUGCAGCCUUAUGAGUGGCAGCUGGACUCCCCACACAGAACCAAACGGAGACUACUGCAGACAUCCAGCAUUCUUCCUUACUCUCCUCUGAGCGUGGUUUACAACAGCAAAACAUGUAUCCUGUUUAGGGCCAGGAAGCUUGCCAUCAGGUUCAGGAACAGCACCUUAGUGGAUCUCACAGAGAAGGCCUUCGGCCCCGAUGCACCAGUGGACACCAAAGGCUCUAUGUGCAGUAAAGACAAAGCUACGCUUGUACUACGUUUCGGAGAUGUGGAGAACUUGAGAGGACUUGCAAUUAGACUACAAAUGUCCAACACAUUCUAUGAGUCGGCAGGGCAGAACUGGUUCACUCUGGACAGCGUACACAUCCACUACAACUGGACCCAUGAGGCAACGUUCAACGCCACCGAUGUUUACGCUCCUAGUACCCACUCCUACCACUGUCAGCACGUCAGCAGUCUGCAGAAGUACGACACGCUGCUCGUACCCAGCUCCAUCACAGACAACUCUGCAAACUGGCACAUCACCUUCACAGACUUCCAGAUACAAUCGUUCAAUGUGCUGUCCAACAAGUUUGGCUCAGCCAGUGAUUGCGCUACGUUCUUCACCCCAGCUAUCCUCAUGGGUCUGAUCACCUCUCUAAUCCUUCUCCUGGUCCUGGCCUACGCGCUGCACAUGGUGGUGCACCUGAAACACAUCGACACCUACGAAGAACACAAGACCACCGUCUACUUCCCCCGCAGCACAGAAACUGCAGAAUGCACCGGCGCCACCAGCUCCGGCACUACCAGCUCCACUGCCACUGAGAAAAACAGCUUGUAGGACUCCGUUUCCCAGGAUCCACCUCAGUCUCCACCACUAGGAGUAUACUGUAAACUGUUUCUGUAGGUGUCAGAUAGUGACUAUGCAGGGCCUCUGACUGAAUCCUCUGAUGGCUGGCAGACCGACCGACUGACUAACCUCAAUAGAUAAAGCAACCUCCCAUACUGAAGGGACAGAAAGACAUGGUGAUAGUCUGAACCUGAUAUGGUUGUCCACUUUUGCAUCACUGGGCUCAGGCAGUGGUUGUUCAAGCCAGAUAGAUCUAAUCAUUUGUGGCUCAGCAUCAUCUGGUGGAUUUGGAUACAGCUUUGGAGGUGAGACAUUGACCAGUUAUCGGGCAUUGCAAAGCAAAAACAAACUAAUUAUGUACUCUUGAAUGAAAUUCAAACGGAUAUAAGAACAAGAAAGUAUUUAGUUCCCUGUCAGUACUAUAAAUGCUGGUAUAUAUAUACACUGGAUAAAGAAGUUUCAUUUUAAUAACAAAACCAUACCCUAAAGGGUACAUACCGUAAAGGCAAUGCAGUAUAUACUUAUGUAAUUAAUUAAUCAAUGUGUUACAUUCUGGUGUUUCAGACCUGUGUUUAAGAACAUGUGUUAGUGUGAGCGUGUGAAAAUAACUAUGUACAUUUCGGGCCAUUAUCCACAAAGCAUCUCAGAGUAGAAAAUUCUAAGAAUAGAGACAUUUUACUCCUACUCUUAUUGGUAAAAAUAAAAGAUAUGCAUGAAUCCUCUUUAGUCAUUAGUCCCACCUAGUUGAAAGAAAUUUAGGAGACCUCAUGAGCUGUCCUAACCAGUUACGUUACCAGCAGGUGUCUUAAUAAUAAAGGGUAGCGAGUCAGUGGUUCCUGCGCCACAUGGAA
Messenger RNA from Oncorhynchus mykiss (rainbow trout), 1970 nucleotides. Its product is annotated as V-type proton ATPase subunit S1. The record is from RefSeq and is a predicted model, not a curated record. Lineage: Eukaryota; Metazoa; Chordata; Actinopteri; Salmoniformes; Salmonidae. Gene Ontology annotation, molecular function: ATPase activator activity. Gene Ontology annotation, cellular component: proton-transporting V-type ATPase complex.